Coprinopsis cinerea okayama7#130 is the source of this 1164-nucleotide messenger RNA. RefSeq names its product CEL4b mannanase. The record is from RefSeq and is a predicted model, not a curated record. The transcript is spliced from 10 exons. Gene Ontology annotation, molecular function: hydrolase activity, hydrolyzing O-glycosyl compounds. Bases 1 to 1164 code for a protein of 387 amino acids. NCBI's taxonomy places the organism in Eukaryota, Fungi, Basidiomycota, Agaricomycetes, Agaricales, Psathyrellaceae.
AUGAAGUUCCUAUUAGCUCUCCUCUCGGCGAUCUGCCUCUUCCAAAUGGCUUCUGCCGCUGCUAUCUCUCGUCGAGCACCAGGAUUCGUCCAGACUGACGGGACGUAUUUCUCGCUCGAUGGCUAUAAAUACACCGUUGUGGGAGCCAAUGCGUAUUGGAUUAGCCAGGCGGGUCUCAGUGACGCCGACAUGGACAAGUCCUUCGCAGAUAUUGCCAGUAUGGGAGCAACCACCGUUCGCGUCUGGGGAUUCAACGAGAUGGCUGAAGAGCACAUCGCUGAAAAUGGCAUUUACUAUCAACUCUGGCGCGGAAACAAGGCUGUAGUGAACUACAGCGCCAGCGGCUUGGGAUACUUCGACCGUGUCAUUGCCAGUGCUCGCAAGCACAACCUCCGUCUGAUCGUUGUCCUUACUAGCAACUAUAACCUAGAUUGGGUUGUCGGCGGUGCUGGUACCUACAUGGAUCAGGUCCUUGGCCCGAACCGCCGCCAGACCAACGAUGCAUUCUUCACUCACCCCGAGAUCAAGGAUAUCUUCAAGAACUAUGUUAGUGCCAUCGUAAGCAGGUAUAAGGACGAGAAGACCAUCAUGUCCUGGGAACUCGGGCACCAGUUGAAGUGCGCGGUGUCUUGGAACCCCAGGAAUCCCCAAUGCAACCCAGAAAUCAUUACCGAAUGGAUCAAGGAGAUGUCCUCUCACAUCAAGUCCAUCGAUUCCAACCACCUCGUGGCUGUUGGAGACGAAGGCUUCUUCAACAGGCCUAACAGCAACGGCCGCUACGUCUACACUGGCAGGGAUGGAAUGGAUUUCGAGGCUAACUCUGCUCUCAACACCAUCGAUUACGCUACUUUCGCAUACCGCCCCGCCUCUUAUGAGAUGCCGACUCAUUCCAAGGAGCCAUUGGAAUGGAUCGAUGCUCACGGAAAGUCUCAGGAGCGCCUCCAGAAGCCCGUCCUCUUGGUCGAUCUGGGAAGUGAAAUCCGCCCUCACUGGCUUGACCAAAUCGUCGAGUCCGGAAUUGCCGGAACACUCUACUGGCAAGCCGGAACCGAAGGCAUUAAGCUCAACAUGCCAUACUGGUUCAGGGGCGACUACAUUAGCCUCUCCUCUGACAUCGCCAAGGAUAUCAAGAAGCACUUCGAGGCUCUCAAGAGGCGACCAUGA